Lycium barbarum (goji berry) is the source of this 2391-nucleotide messenger RNA. RefSeq names its product wall-associated receptor kinase-like 14. Lineage: Eukaryota; Viridiplantae; Streptophyta; Magnoliopsida; Solanales; Solanaceae. Bases 257 to 2296 code for a protein of 679 amino acids. The transcript has 3 exons. The record is from RefSeq and is a predicted model, not a curated record. Gene Ontology annotation, biological process: protein phosphorylation. Gene Ontology annotation, molecular function: protein kinase activity; ATP binding.
UUAAAUUAAAAUUUAGUAGAGAAAUUUCAUAUUGAGAGGUAAAUUAUUCUCUAAUAAAGACGAUUUUAUGUUUGGAGUUUGCAUCCGAGACAUUUGAUUAAAAACUGAGUACUUAUCACUUUAAGACAAUUUUUAUUUGUGUACUCUCGUUAUUUUAUUUCUUCGCCCUUCUCCUUUUAUUCACUUCUUAUCAAUUUUCAAACAAUUCCUUCAUCUUCUUAUUUCUCCUCCUCCAUUGUUCACAUGUGCCCAAAAAAUGAAUUUACCUCUCCAUUUUAGAACAAUUCUGUAUUUAUCCAUUUUCUUUCUUUCAUCAAACAUAGUUCUUGGAUCAAAUUGUACCCAUUCAUGUGGCAAAAAAAUUCUUCCAUUUCCUUUUGGUUUCUCCCAUGGCUGCCCAAUCAAACUAAACUGUACCUCAAAUGGAAAAAUUGUCCUUAACAAAUUCCCAGUUCAAUCUGUAACUUCAGAUACCAUUUUAAUCAAUCUUGUAGCACAAUGUAGACGUCCAGUUUCAGCAAUUCACAAUCUUUUUACCCAUAAUUACGCACCUACUUCACGUAACGGAAUACUCUUUCAGAACUGCAGUUUUUCUCAAUCAAGCUGUUUGAUUCCUUCUACAAGGAUCCAAACACAUUUUGAGCUUCUUGAUUGUGGGAAAGAAAACAUGAGUUGUUAUUCUGAACCAAACAGUGACAACAAUUUUAUUGAUUUCAAGAAUUUGUCUAGAACAGGGUGUCGUUCUUUUUUUUCUGCAAUAUCUGUUGAGUCAACGUUGAAUAGUUCGGCAGUUUCUUUGGAUGUUCAAAUGGUUCAAUUGGGAUGGUGGGUUCGUGGAAAUUGUCGGUGUUCUUCAAAUGCAAAUUGUACUAAAAUAAAGUCGCCUGUUGAUGGGAAAAAGGGAUAUCGAUGCCAGUGUUUUGAAGGGUUCAUUGGAGAUGGUUUCUUAGAUGGCUCAGGUUGCCGAAAAGAUUAUACAACAUGCAACCCUUCAAAGUACCUUUCAGGCAAAUGUGGAGGAACCACAAGAGUUGGCGUACUUGUUGGAGGUAUUGUAGCAGGUGCUUCAUUAAUGGUUACUGUAGGCUUAAUGUGCUGCUUUAUUCGACGAAGAUUGAGUUUCCAAAACAGAACCAGAAGAAACCGCGAGUUAUAUGAGACUACAGGGAUCACAAUCCCGGUCUAUCUAUACAAAGAAAUGGAAAAAGCAACCGAUUUCUUCUCUGAGAAACAGAGACUAGGAAUUGGCGCUUAUGGAACGGUUUAUUCUGGAAAGCUUCAAAAUGACAAUUGGGUAGCAAUUAAAAGAAUCAGGCAUAGAGAUACUGACAGCAUUGAACAAUUCAUCAAUGAGAUCAAUCUCCUUUCCUCUGUCAAUCAUCCGAAUCUAGUUCGCCUCUUGGGCUGCUCGAUCGAAAAUGGUGAACAGAUUCUUGUUUAUGAGUUCAUGCCUAAUGGAACUUUGUCACAACAUUUACAAGGAGAAAAGGGGAACGGGCUUCCCUGGCCCGUUCGCCUCACGAUUGCUGCAGAAACUGCACAAGCUAUAGCUUAUCUGCAUAAUGCAAUGCACCCUCCAAUAUAUCACAGAGAUGUCAAGUCUAGUAACAUACUCUUGGAUUACAAUUACAAGUCAAAAGUCGCGGAUUUUGGACUUUCAAGGCUCGGUAUGGUUGAAUCAUCCCACAUUUCUACCGCACCACAAGGAACUCCCGGAUAUCUUGAUCCUCAGUAUCAUCAGAACUUCCAAUUGUCUGAUAAGAGCGACGUUUACAGCUUUGGCGUGGUUCUUGCUGAGAUCAUAACGGGGCUAAAAGCAGUGGACUUUGCUCGUCCCCAAGACGAAAUAAACUUGGCUGCACUUGCAAUUGACAGAAUAGGAAAGGGUAACUUAGAUGAAAUUAUCGAUCCAUCUAUCGAGCCACAUAUGGAUGCUUGGACGAUUUCGUCUGUGCACAAAGUAGCUGAGUUGGCAUUCAGGUGUUUAGCGUUUCAUCGGGAUAUGAGGCCAUCGAUGAUGGAAGUGGCGAUUGAAUUGGAACAACUUAGACUAAGUAAAUGGGCAAAUACGGAAGAUAACAUCACGGGUUCAUCAGAGGGAUCUUCUAUUUCAUCAACUUCAGGUGUGAGUGAAAAACCAUUGAAUCUUUCCAUUAAGAAGCAAGAAAUGGAUAUAAAAGCCAUUUUUUCGACGGAAAAAAUAAAGGAUUAUUCCCCUGUUUCAGUACAAGAUCCAUGGAAUAGUGAGCAAAGCUCUCCAUCUUGUAGUAGUUUGCUUAAUCAUAUAGUCAAGUAAUUUUGUAAAGGAUUCAUUUCUUCUUUGUCAUUUACUUACAGGAACAUGUAGCGUGUCGAAAAUGUCGUAUACUAGCAAAAAUUUAGUAGCCAGAA